AGAGUGAACCGAUGGCUCUACGCUAGUCUCAAGGCUUCAGUCUUUCUUUUAGUCAAGAUGAGUGAUAAACCGGACUUGUCUGAAGUGGAAAAGUUUGACAAAUCAAAACUGAAGAAAACUAAUACUGAAGAAAAAAAUUCUCUUCCCUCAAAGGAAACUAUCCAGCAGGAGAAAGAGUGUGUCCAAACAUCAUAAAAUGGGGAUCUCCUCCCAAGAGCAAGUUUCAACAUUGAUGGAGAGUCUUGGUUUUAGUAAACCCAUGUAUUCGUAGAAAUUUUAGGCAUCUAUGGCUUCUCACCUGUACUCUGUGGCUAAGA
This is a messenger RNA of Ictidomys tridecemlineatus (thirteen-lined ground squirrel), 317 nucleotides long. The record is from RefSeq and is a predicted model, not a curated record. NCBI's taxonomy places the organism in Eukaryota, Metazoa, Chordata, Mammalia, Rodentia, Sciuridae.